AUGAUAAUAGUAAUAAGAAUACAGUAAGUGCAAAAUAGCAAUCUUAAUGUACUUAAUUAGACCGUAAUACAACUUGGUAUUAAUUGUUAUCAUGACAUGGUAAAGCAUGUUAACUAAUGCGGGAAAAAUUGAUUGUAAAAAAAUAUCAUUGGAGAUAUUAAGAAACUACAUGUGAUUAGCCCGAACUCUUUAUUGAAGCUAGAUUAAUUUAAGAUAUUAAGAACAUGCCAUCAUGUCCAAUAAAUUGUGCAAUAAAAAUGUUAUAAUGAAUUUCUCUUUUAUCGCAGGUAUCUCAUCCUUUUAGCAUUUUUUAUGGUACAUGGGUGUUUUGGUGUCCUGCCAAACUACACCUCAGCACUACCACAUGUAGGAUAUUUAGCAUAUAUUAUAUUAUGGAAUGUUGUGGAAGCACCAUGUGGAAGCACCAUGUAAAUAUAAAGAAUGGCAAGCGGCCAUUUUGUAUUCUAAAUAUAUACUUGGUUAGUGUGGUUGUAAUCAGUUGUAUUGUCGUUCAAUCCGUAUUUGUUAGAUUCUACAAUUGUCUUAAGUUGAACUAUAGUUUUAAACGAAAAUGAUUUCGGAGGAUUUCGACCGUUUGUUGAAACGGAGGAUUUCGAAACGGAGGAUUUCGACCGUUUGUUGUGAACAGUGAUCCGAACAGUGUUGGGUCUGAAUGGAAACGAUGGCUUCGCAGUUUUCAGUUAUAUGCUGACGGUAAAGGACUUAUUAUUGAGGCUGGAAAAGAUGACAAUAAGGGACAGCGACGAGCACUUCUACUUCAUUGUGCUGGAUUGGAUGUCCAGGAUAUUUUCGAUGUUUUGCCUGAGACGGGGAACCCAAAAGAAUACGAGAAGGCCGAAGAAGCUUUAACCAGACAUUUUGUCACCCAAGUCAACGUUCCGUAUGAGCGACACAUGUUCAGAGAAAUGGCACAGAAUGAAAACGAAACGAUUGAUCAGUUUGCUAUACGCUUGCGACGUAAAGCUCAGCAGUGUGAUUAUGGAGAUUAAAUGGAGUCUCAGAUCAGGGAUCAAAUUAUUUCCAGGUGUCGGUCGAGUGAUCUGCGAAGGAAGUUUCUGGAGAAGGGUCAGACGCUUAACCUUAAACAAUUACAAGAAAUAGCAAGAACGUCUGAAGCUGUGAAAAGACAAGUAAAGAGAAUGAAUGUUCAUAAUGAUGGAGUGAACCGAGUUUCUGAAAAGCCUGGUCGACAAGACAGACAUGAAAGUAAAGGUGAGAAAGGUGGAAAAGUUACGAAGAGUGGUCAAUGUUUUCGAUGCGGAAAACCAGGACAUUUUGCCAGAGAUCCCAGAUGCCCUGCAAAGGGAAAGGAAGUUCCAAGUGCCACCAGAAAGGUCAUUUUGCUGUGGUAUGCAAAACCAAAAGUAAAGAUCAUGGCAAACCAAGAGAUAUUAUAUUAA
Molecule: messenger RNA, 1421 nt
Organism: Paramuricea clavata
Lineage: Eukaryota; Metazoa; Cnidaria; Anthozoa; Malacalcyonacea; Plexauridae
Source: the annotation of a GenBank genome assembly